This is a messenger RNA of Sphenostylis stenocarpa, 1131 nucleotides long. NCBI's taxonomy places the organism in Eukaryota, Viridiplantae, Streptophyta, Magnoliopsida, Fabales, Fabaceae. The record is from the annotation of a GenBank genome assembly.
AUGGGAUCGUGUUCCUCAGAGAAAGGGAGCCAUGUUUUGGUGGAAAGAGACGACACUGAAACCACCCUCAUUGCCAUGGUGCUGGGUUCCAACGUGGUGUUUCCCGCAGCUCUCAACGCUGCAAUUGAGCUCAACGUGUUUGAGAUAAUUGCGAAGGAAAGUUCAGCAGAGAGUGGUGGGUUCAUGUCAUCCUCUGAAAUCGCUUCCAAGUUAUUAAUACCAACACAGCAGCAGCAACAUCACGAUGAGUUGCCGAAUAGGUUGGAGCGUUUGUUGCGAUUGCUUGCUAGCUACUCUCUUCUCAUUGUUUCCACUCGCAGCGAUGGAGAUGGUGGCAGCGUGAGAGUUUAUGGGGUGUCAGCAUCGGGUAAAUACUUCGUGCGUGAUGAAAAUGGUAGGGGUUAUCUCGCUUCUUUCACAUCGUUUCUGUGUCACCCUGCACUAUCCAGGGUGUGGGUGAACUUUAAGGAAGCGGUUAUUGAUCCUGAGAUUGACCUAUUCAAGAAGGUUCAUGGAAUGUCCAAGUUCGAAUACUUUGGGAAAAAUCCUGAAAUAAACCAAGUAUUUAACAAAGCAAUGUAUGAUAUUUGCACCACCCACAUGAAAAGAAUACUUGAAGUAUACACAGGAUACGAGGGUAUAUCAACUUUGGUUGAUGUAGGAGGUGGAACUGGACAGUGUCUCAAAAUGAUCAUUUCCAAAUACCCUUCAAUUAAUGGAAUUAAUUUUGACCUCCCACAUGUAAUUGAAAACUCACCACCCAUUCCAGGGGUUGAGCAUGUCGGGGGGAAUAUGUUUGAAGGUAUACCACAGGGUGAUGCCAUCAUGCUAAAGGCUAUAUGCCAUAAUUGGUCCGAUGAAAAAGCCAUAGAACUUUUGAGAAAUUGUCACAAAGCUUUGCCACCAAAAGGGAAGGUCAUUGUUGGGGAUUUCAUACUGCCAGAAGACCCACAACCUACAAAUGAUCAUAAAGUGAUUGCAAUUCUUGAUAACAUCAUGUUUAUUACUCCAGGUGGAACGGAAAGAACUGAGAAACAAUUUGAGAGUUUGGGCAUGCGUGCUGGAUUUUCUGGGUUUCAAGUUGUCUGUCGUGCUUUCUCUACUUUGUCAGUGAUGGAAUUUUACAAAUAA